AGUACCAGUACACCUCUCUCUCUCUCUCUCUCUCUCUCUCUCUCUGCAAUGGAAAUUAGUGGAAGCAGGUCCUUCACCUUAAGUUUAGCCUUUCUUCUUCUUGGCUUCUGCAGUGAAACUUGUAACGCUAAGGUCGACACUAGUGCCAAGUCCUGUACUUCAUCCUGCGGCCAUAUCCACAACAUAAGCUAUCCUUUUCGACUGAACCAUGAUCCGAAGCACUGCGGCAAUGUAAUGUAUACACUGUCCUGUGAGAGCAACAUUACAGUAUUAGACCUACCUUCUUCCGGAAAAUACUACGUUCAGGCAAUUAACUACACUGACACAACAAUCCGACUUCUAGAUCCUGGCCUUGUGAACACCAAUUGCUCUUCCAGGCCUCGAAAUUUUCCGCUCAUUACUCAUCCAUAUGUACGAUAUUCACGGUAUCCAAGAUCUGCAUCUGUAUAUUACUUGAAAUGUUUGAAUCCAUUGAAUUCUUCUCUGUACGUGGACACUGCUGCUCCAUGCUUGAAUAAUACAAGUUCUUCUUCGAGCCAACCAAAAACGUAUAGCUACGUCAAGGUCGGGGCCAUGAUAGGAUGGGAUUUGGAUGAGGGUUGCAGUGUAGAGUGGAUGCCCUUGGAUUCCUUUUACGACUCCGUUGGCUUUAGCUACAGCUACAGCAACGUCUCUUAUAAAGACAUACACAAUGCUCUCGUGUAUGGCUUUGAGCUUGGAUUCAUACCUCCUGAAGAUAGAUGCCCAGGACAGUGGACUGCGGAUUAUGUGUCUACAUGUUUUCCUCACACCAUUUCAGGUUUCUUUCAAUAUAUAUGGCAACAAAUCGGUAAGGGGUCCUCUUUUUGUUUUAUUUACAAGUUUUCGAUCGAGACAAACUUGAUCAACUUCAUUUAA
Messenger RNA from Malus domestica (apple), 897 nucleotides. The record is from RefSeq and is a predicted model, not a curated record. Lineage: Eukaryota; Viridiplantae; Streptophyta; Magnoliopsida; Rosales; Rosaceae.